Messenger RNA from Dichotomopilus funicola, 3804 nucleotides. RefSeq names its product timeless protein-domain-containing protein. Gene Ontology annotation, molecular function: DNA binding. Lineage: Eukaryota; Fungi; Ascomycota; Sordariomycetes; Sordariales; Chaetomiaceae. Gene Ontology annotation, cellular component: replication fork protection complex. Gene Ontology annotation, biological process: DNA replication checkpoint signaling; replication fork arrest; DNA repair. The transcript has 2 exons. The record is from RefSeq and is a predicted model, not a curated record. The coding region runs from base 1 to 3804 and encodes 1267 amino acids.
AUGGAGGACGCCGAGAUCAGCAACGACACAGUACACCCGCAGGUUCGGGCACACAUCAACAGCUUGGUGUCGGCCCUCGGUGGCUUCGGCAUCGACGACGAUGAGGGCUACAAGCUUGGCGACGACGCCCUUGAGGUGCUCCGCGAUCUCAAGAAAUGGAUCCGCUUCUACGACGAAAAGACGAACCGCAUGGACGUGGCCCGCUGCCUCGCCGAAGCCAACAUUGUCGGCUCCGAUCUCCUUCACAUUCUGGCGACAUGGACCCCGAACGACGCAAACAGCAAGUAUAAGGCCCGGAUCGCCCUGGCUUGCUUCGAACUGAUGGUGCCCCUCACCUGGCCGAUCGAGAAAGACCGCGAGACCAUGACCAUCAACCACUACCGUCACUUACCUGCGCUGCAGCUUUCCCAGCUGGGCUACAAACGCGCUGUGAUCAACUUUGAUGCGGCACCGAUUCUUAGCACCGCCGUGAGGGUAGCGUUGCCGUCGAUGGCUAUGCCGAACGGUGAUCGGUCGGCUCGCGAUCAGGGCAUCAUCAAGCUGGUUCUGUAUUUUCUGAGGAAUAUCGCCAUAAUCACCCCGCCGCCGGGCGUCAAAUAUGAAGGCGACGAGACGCAAAUCUCCCGGUCGGCACUCAUCGACGCGUUCUCGUUCCAGGACAUCUUCCUGACUCUUCUGACCAUUGCGUCGAACAUGGGCGAGGACUUUCGGAUGGAAGACGUGAUUGUUAUGGAGAUCUUAUUCCACCUGGUCAAGCGAGUCGACUCGAGCAAGCUGUUCGUCAGCGAGAAACGGUUGCACAAGAUCAAGGAGGACGAGCUUACGGCGGCGAUGAAGAAAGAGGCGGCCAUGUUGAAGUCAUACAGCAAAAACGCGCCAACCCGUCACAGCCGGUUUGGGACGAUGAUCUGGGUCAAGCGAGAGAGCGGGAAACUUGCGACGGUGUCGGGUCAAGAUGCGCUACUUGAUGCGGCCACCCGUGAGCGGAAGAUGGACAGCACAAAGAAGUUCAGGGCACCAAGGCGUGCCCGGAAGGAAGAAAUGGAGCCUCAAGAUCUGGGACCGCCGGUAUCACUCGAUGAACGGGCUCGCCAACAGUUACAGUCCUUCGUCUCUGAGUUUCUGGAUUCCGGCUUCAACCCCCUCUUCGCGCAUGUGCGAAAGUCGCUCGACCGCGAAGCGCCCCACGUUCUGCAGUCGCACCACGGCCAGUUCUUCUAUUUGAUCUCGUGGUUUUUAGAAGCGGAACGGAUGCGCAGGAAGGCGAAGGCGAGCGAUUCGAAGAAGUCUGCAGCAGCGGCGGCGGCGGCAGAUGAUGUGGGGAGCUUCAACCUGGUGGCUGAGGUGCUCAACCAGGAAAUGUUUAUCGCCUUGAGCCGCACCUUGGACCGGGCGCACGGCGACAAAGAUUGGCGGCUCCUGACCACCGUCAUGCGCUGUUUCACUCAGAUUCUGUUGACGGUCCAAGAGAUGUACAGCUCCGGCAACGAGGAGAACGAGGAGAUUGCCGACAACAUUCUCAGCCGCCUGUUUUACGAGGAAACAACCCAUGACGCCAUCGCCAACAUUGUUCGUUCGUACAAGGACCAAGGGUUUGAGUACCUGGAUGCCUGCACCGAGCUCACCCAUACAUUCGUGCGAAUCCUCGAGGCGUACUCCAAACAAAACGUCGACCUGCAAGUCCGCUCUCGCAAGAGGGUGCGGAAGAAGAAGAAGGCGGCCAAGGCUGCCGGUGCCGAGGGUGAUGCGGGAGAUGACGACCAAAACGAUGCUGAGGAUGACUCGGCGGAUGAUGAGAGGCAAGCCGAAAAGACAAGCCAAGAGAGGAAGUUUGAUUUCAAGCGGUUUGCCGUACGGUUCAUUCCCCAGGGCGCAGUCGACACGUUUGUUACCUUCACCAGGUACUACCGGGACCUCGACGACGAUCAGUUGAAGCGGGCCCAUCGGUAUUUCUUCCGGCUCGCGUUCAAACAAGACAUGAGUGUCAUGUUGUUUCGUCUGGACAUCAUCCACCUCUUCUACAACAUGAUCAAAGGCCCCGAGCCCCUGGACAAGAACUCUUCGAUGUACAAGGAGUGGGAAGAGCUCGCCAAGCAGGUUAUUCGGAAGUGCAUGAAGAAACUCGAGGAACGGCCCGCGCUGUUUACCGAGCUGCUGUUCUCCAAGAUCAACAGCACGGCUCAUUACCUCGAGUACGGCCAUGAGAAGCAGACGGUGUCGAAUCCCAGGCCGGCAGCCGAGCUCGAGUUCAAACGUGAGGAGGAGCGGGAUAAGCAGAUUGCCAUUGUUGUUGGUGUUCUGAUCGACAGGAACCAAACGGAUCACUUGGAGUGGAUCAAGAAGCAGCUUUCCGGUGCCGAAAGCGAACGACGCGCCUGGGAGAACGCGGAGAAGGCCUUGACUGCCGAACGACCGGAGGGUGAAGCCGCAGACGCAUCGGCCGAAGGGUCAGCUCCCAAAGAUGCGCCUCACACGACCCUCCGCCCAGACAACGACGCGCGACGCACAGCUUUGUUCAAGAAUCCCCAUCUCCGACUACUCAUGAAACUCGCCGGGCUCGAACGGCUUGCACCAACCCUCGACGAGAGCCCCGAUUCAAUCUGGGUUAUACCAAGCACCCUCACCGCCGACGCCCUAAAAGACACCCUCUCCCUCAUCAACCAAGCCGAGUUCAGCCCACCCACCUUCGAAGACGGCGGCUCAGCCGAGGACCAACUCCGCCGCAAGGUCGCUCCUCGGAAACGCGUCGCAUACGACGACGACGCCGAUGCCGACGCCAACGGCAUCAACGAUCUCAUCAACGACGGUUCCGACGACGACGACGGAACCGGCAUCCUCUUUCCCGCCGGCGGACCAACCGCCCGCAAACGCACUGCCGAAGACGGACAACCCAAAAGGCGACUCCAGCGACGCCGUCGUCGUGGAGCCGACGACGAAGAUGGAACCGAAGACCCCGAAGCGGAAGCCAAACGCGAAGCCAAAGCGCGCGCGCGCCGCAAGAAGGAGCUGGAAAAGGCGCGCAAGAUCAAGAGUGAGAUGUACGUCGACCUGCGGGAGGACGACUCGGAUUGGGAAGGGAAUAAAGAGGAGGACCGGGCCUUUUUUGCCCGUGAGCAGGAGCUUCAGGCUGCGAAGGAUGCUACGUUUGGGCUGAGCAGUAAACCUUCGGGUGUUGAGGCUGAGGCGUGGGAGGAGUUGGUCGGGGCAGGUGUGGGGGAGGAUGUUGCUGGUGCGGUGGUGGGUAAAACCAAGACCGCUGGAGGGAAGAGGAAAUCAUUGUCUGAUGAUAGCGAUGAGGAUGAGGACGAGGAUGAAGACCAAGUUAGCACCGGCUCAGAUAAUAGCGACGACGACGCCUCAUCGGAUGCUGAGUCGGCACCUGCUCCCAAACGCCCCGCGAAACGAAGGAAACCCUCACCACCAAAGACAAAACAGAAGAAAAAGCGGGCGGUUGCCCUCAGCAGCGACGACGACGACUCGGAUGAUGAGGUCGAGGCUGAUGCGAUGGAUAUCGACGAGCCCGUGCACUCAUUCACAUCUGUGUCGGCGUCGGCGUCUGCGUCUACUACACAAACCACCACCGGCAAAGACGGCGUGGGUACGAAUGACACGUCAUUGUCGGGGAGUCCGGGCCAGGGGGCUAAGCCGUCCGCGGGUGAUGCUGCCGCAGUCGGAGGAGGUGCGGGUGCAGGUGGGGGAGAUGAUGAGGACGAGGACGAUGAUAUACCAGCUGCGAAGACGGCGGUGAGGGCAAGGCCGAGGGCGAGAGCGGGGUUUAUUGUGGAGAGUAGUGAUGAGGAGUGA